Messenger RNA from Neodiprion fabricii, 3842 nucleotides. It is a transcript of the gene rt, whose product is annotated as protein O-mannosyltransferase 1. The record is from RefSeq and is a predicted model, not a curated record. Gene Ontology annotation, cellular component: membrane; endoplasmic reticulum. The coding region runs from base 374 to 2737 and encodes 787 amino acids. Gene Ontology annotation, molecular function: dolichyl-phosphate-mannose-protein mannosyltransferase activity. The transcript has 7 exons. Lineage: Eukaryota; Metazoa; Arthropoda; Insecta; Hymenoptera; Diprionidae. Gene Ontology annotation, biological process: protein O-linked glycosylation via mannose.
GUUCAUCUUACACUUACCUUAUACGUCCCGCGACUUCAAAACUUAUUGUCACGACUUGAUAUAAUACUUUCACUGAAUAUAAGGAGAACAAUGUGAUAGAAAUCACAUGUGAAAGUCUUUAGUACGAUGUGUCGUGGAUAUGCUCCGUACAUGUAGAUAUACAUCCAUACUUUGGUCAAAAUAUCUCCAGCUUCGAGAUUUAUACCGUUAUGACGCUGACCUGGAUGCAUGCCGGGUUCUCCGUGCAGACAUUCGCGGCUCUUAUCGCUCUAGCUAUUAAUUCGUCACUUCGGUCCAAUGUUCACGUGUUUUGUGUGAUUUGUUCAAUAUAUUUUUCUCAACAUAGUGCAUUAUAAUUCAAAAAUAAGUAACUAUGGAAGGCCCGCGCCGCAGGAAGAUUAAAACAAUUGACAAUAAAUCGACAGAGCGAUCUUCUGAACUCACUGGGAAUUUUGAGUGCAAUGACACCGGGGAUUUUCCGCAGAAAAAUAUUAGAGACGAGGGUGACGGUGCGUCAGUGUCUGAAAUGCCAGUUGAAUGUAAAGCCAAGGAGGCUGGAGAAUUAUCUACAGCUUUGCCAACCCGGUUGAGAGUGAACCUGGAAAUUGAUUUAGUUGCUGUAAUUUUGUUACUCAGUGGAUUAGCAACUCGAUUAUAUCGACUGGAAGAACCUCGAAGCAUCGUGUUUGACGAACUCCAUUAUGGGAAAUAUGUUGGACUCUACAUGAAAAAGACGUAUUUCUUCGACUCACAUCCACCUCUGGGAAAGCAGUUGAUUUCAAUCGCUGCUUAUUUAGCAGGUUUCGAUGGGAAAUUUAAAUUUGACCGAAUAGGAAGCGACUACACUGACAUGGUUCCCCUUUUUGCUCUGAGAAUCAUCCCAGCUUUCUGCGGCAGCUUGGUACUGCCAACUGUUUAUCAUUUGGCUCUUGAAUUAGGCUUCAAACAAUGGAGUGCGACUAUAGCAGGAAUGAUGUUAUUAUUUGACAACGCUUUCCUAACGCAGUCACGGUUUAUUCUGAUGGAAAGCAUCCUGAUACAAUUUUCAUUAUUUGGCUUGCUGUGUGUUGUCAAAUUUAGAAAGAUUAUGGACAAGCCCUUCACAAUAUCCUGGUGGAUCUGGCUUUCAUUAGGAGCUUUUAAUUUGUCCUGCGCUUUAUGCGUAAAGUACGUUGGGUUCUAUUCGCUUCUUCUUUCGGUUGCGCUGAUAACCCGUGAUUACUGGAGUCUGCUUCCGCAUCGAUAUUUGUCAGCAGGUCUCCUGUAUAUUCAUUUGUUUGCAAGAAUGUUCGUACUCAUAACUAUCCCAGUAACGGUGUAUGUGGGAGUGUUCUAUGUCCAUUUAUCAAUCCUGACAAAAGCUGGACCCCACGAUUCGGUGAUGACCAGCGCCUUCCAGGCUAGUUUGGAGGGUGGUUUGGCGAGCAUUACUAAAGGUCAACCUUUGGAAGUUACACACGGUUCACAGAUAACUCUGCGACAUACCCAUGGUAGAGCAUGCUGGCUGCACAGCCACAAUCAAGUGUAUCCGCUUCGUUAUCCAGACAAUCGGGGAAGCUCUCAUCAGCAACAAGUGACUUGCUACUCGUUUAAAGAUGUGAAUAACUGGUGGAUAGUCAAGAGACCAGGAACAGACGGUCUGGUCGUGACCAAGCCAAUCGAUCCCAUAAAGCACGGGGAUGUGAUUCAGUUGGUACACGGAAUAAGCAGUAGAGCGUUGAACUCGCAUGACGUAGCCGCACCAAUGUCUCCGCAAAACCAAGAGGUGUCCUGCUACAUAGAUUAUAACGUUUCUAUGCCAGCACAAAAUAUGUGGAGAUUAGAUAUAAUCAACCGAGAUCAAACUGGACCAAUUUGGCAUACUAUUCAAAGCCAGAUACGGUUGAUCCAUGCGAACACAGAGCAGGCGCUAAGAUUUAGCGGUAGACAAUUACCAGACUGGGGAUAUAAUCAGCACGAAAUUGUUGCAGAUAGAAUAAUUGAGCAGCCAGAUACAGUUUGGAAUGUAGAGGAGCAUAGAUAUACCAAAAGUGAAGAUCAAAAGCAACGGGAAAGAGAAUUAGUUGGUGCUGAAAUGAUACCGCUGCGGGCCACUACGUUGAGCUUUUGGGAAAAAUUUGUGGAAUUGCAAACAAAAAUGUUCUUCAGUGCCCAGGAAGGUCAAAACAGUCAUAUGUAUUCCAGCGAGCCCCUAGAGUGGCCAAUGAUGACACGUGGCAUCGCCUACUGGGUCUCAACUGAGAGUAACGCACAAGUGCAUUUGCUGGGUAAUGUAAUUGUUUGGUACUCUGGGACAGUGUCGAUUCUGAUAUACUUCUUAUUGCUCAUGUUUUACUUAAUGAGGCGUCGAAGAUUGUGCUUUGAUGUAUCGGAUCAGGAGUGGAAAAGAUUUGUUAAUUUUGGUGAAGUUCUUCUUGUUGGGUAUCUCCUUCACUACCUGCCCUUCUUUUUCGUAGAGCGCACGUUAUUUCUACACCAUUACUUACCAGCGUUCGUAUUCAAGGUCUUAAUAACAUCAGCGGUCAUCGACCAUCUGCACUAUUUAAUUGGAGAACGACUGAAAUGGCAUAUUACCUUGUUUUUAUUCAAAAUCAGCAUUGCAGCAUGGAUAGGUAUGAUUAUAUAUGUAUUUAAAAAAUUUGCUGUUUUAAGCUAUGGUACAACUCCAUUGACAGUCACAGAAAUAUUGAAAUUGCGAUGGCGUGAUACUUGGGAUUUCAUUAUCCAUAAAACUUGAGUCAGAAAAUUUAAUGCACGUUACUUCGAUCUGAUCAAAUAAUGAUUUAAUAACUGAUGAUAUUGUUUGUCGUAAAAAUAUUCGUUUUCAACUAACACUGCCUUAUUAUUGUCGCAAUCGGGAAGAAGACAGAUUGCAGCUAUUCAUUUCUCUUUUUCUUGUCGGUUGAGUAAAAAUCUGUGAUUCCCCAAUAUAUACAUGUAGAUACAAUCUACAAUAAACAAUCUAGUAAUAUGAGAUAUACUAUUUCGUAAGUGGUUUUUAUAUCAAUUUUAUUUACUUGUUAAACAGACAUUACAAAUUUUCAUAAUAUUUCUACAGUUGAGUUAUAAAUAUCUACUGUAACUCGUAGUUCAGAUGAAUAUAUGAAAAAUAGGUAUAUUAUAAUAUAAUUCCGGAUUCUAGUAUUUAUUUACGAUAGCAGUCGGAUGUUAAAUGGUUGAAUCAAGACAUUCCACUAUGAAAACAUAUCAUGAGAUUAGUAUUCUGAGGCAUGAUGUAUUAAAUUAAAGCGUAAGCUACCGUAUAAUUUAUUGUACAGAAGGUAUUCGUACUGAUUAUCUGCUAAAAUUUUAGAAAAUUGAAAAGUAUUUACAACAGCCCUGAAAUUACCUUUUGAUAUUACAAUAUACGUAUUGGAGAUUUUUUCUUAAAUACAUCUUACAGUAUAAAAGUCAUUGAUGAAUUUGUUACAUUUGAUAUGUAUCCAUUCUAUGACGAACAGUUAUACUUGAUGUUAUUUGGGAACAACAGAUUUGGAUAAUGGGAUUUACAAAUGGCCAUAAACUCUCAAACAUUAGAAUAGAAUUGAAGUACCAUUACUAUAAUGGUAUACUCACACGAUAUACUCUUCAACAAAUGAUAAUACUGAAAAUAAAGAACAGUACGACAAUGACUUAAAUAUGUAUAAUAUGAAAUUAAACCUGCGAGAAAACUCUACAACGUGGUAUAAAAAUUUUACUUAUAUUUUGUAUUAUUUAUAAACUAAGAAAAUGAUGGUCAAGUUUUUAAACGUAUUUUAGCUAUAAAUUUAGGUGUAUUUCCAAUGUACAGAGGACUAUGGGUGUGAUAUAAAACAUUGACAUAAUGUAUACAAUUUGUAUUC